Messenger RNA from Apus apus (common swift), 1768 nucleotides. RefSeq names its product leucine rich repeat, Ig-like and transmembrane domains 2 (gene LRIT2). Lineage: Eukaryota; Metazoa; Chordata; Aves; Apodiformes; Apodidae. Gene Ontology annotation, molecular function: protein binding. The transcript has 2 exons. The record is from RefSeq and is a predicted model, not a curated record.
GGGAAAUGUUUUGUUAGCCAAACAUCGUGUGUGACCUGGAGAAUUUUCUGGUUUCCUCCUUAGGAGCUUGCUCUGCAUGUCUACACCACUGAGGCAGAUCCCUGCAAACAUUCCUCAGGAUAUCCGGAAAAUCAGAAUAGAAAAUUCUCACCUAACAGAAUUGCCUCGUGGGUCUUUUGAGAAUGUUAGUGCCUUGGAGUAUCUCUGGCUCAAUUUUAACAACAUCACAGUGAUGCACAUCAAGAGCCUGGAAUAUCUGCCAGCUCUGAAGGAGCUGCGCUUGCAGGGGAACAAAUUAAGUUCAGUGCCGUGGACAGCAUUUCAAGACACUCCAGCUCUGAGAAUCCUGGAUCUGAAGCACAACCGGCUGGAUGUCCUUCCAGAACAUGCACUCCGCUAUCUGCCCAACCUGACCUAUUUGGAUCUAUCCUCAAAUCAGCUUACCAUUAUAUCCAGGGAUGUCUUCUACAGCUGGCCCAUCUACCAGGGAAGCCAGAGGGCGGAGAGGCACAUAGAAGCCAUUUCCAAUGCUGUCCUGGCCCUUCACGACAACCCCUGGAUUUGUGACUGUCGCCUGCGGGGAUUUGUCGAGUUCAUCAAGUUGGUUGGCCCACCUAUUAUUCUGAUGAAUUCCUAUUUAACUUGCUCAAGCCCAAAAUUCAGGGCAGGGAAAUUUUUUCAUGAAGUGGAGCUAAACAGCUGCAUGAAGCCCCUGACCUCAGCCCCUGACACCAAUGUGACAGUCCCUGUGGGGCUGAACAUCACCCUGACCUGCUUUGUGCAAGGCAGCCCUUCCCCAGCUGUGUGGUGGACCUAUGCACUCAAACGCUUCAGGGCAUUUAAUGGUAAGCAAAGCUUUUUCUUUGCCUGCUGACAUAACUCCCCUCUGCUCACAGUGUCCACCGAGCCCAUCAAUGAGGAGACUGUCCGCUCAGAGCUGCUGAUCCCAGCAGCACGGCCAGCAGACACUGGCAACUACACCUGCACAGCUGCCAACUUCUUGGGCAACAUGUCAGUGGCCAUCACCCUGCGUGUGGGGGCCCCGUGGGCAUCCACCACCACCCCAGGAUGGGCCUCCAUCGUCCCUGCUGAGCCAGGGGCCCACGUAGAAGUGCGCAUCGCUAAGCAGACCGUCUAUGGCAUCACCCUGGAGUGGUUUGCAGCUGCAGCGGCAGCAGCAGAACCAGGUGAGACCUGGUACACGCUCCUGGUGGGCCGCUACGAUGCUGCCCAGAAGGACACCAUCUAUAUUGGCCCAGGCAUCAACACAUACUCAGUGACUGACCUGCUGCCUGCUACCAAGUACGAGGUCUGCGUCGCUGUGCGAAACCAGGCACCCCGUAAGGGCCAGUGUGUCGUCUUCGUCACAGGCAGCGACAUCAGCCAGCUGGAGCAGCGCGAGAAGCUCAUCCACAUCAUCGUCAUCGUCUGUGCCAUGGUGCUGGCUGUGCCCGCUGGCAUGUAUGCCUGCACCGCCGAGGCCCGGCCCGGCUGCCUGGCCCGCUGCCGCGGUGCCUGUCCCCGCCGCCGCCGCCACGGGGACCAGGCCCAGGCUGGCAGCAAGGAGAGCACACUGGACAGCCUGCCCGCCGGCAGCGAGGAUGGGCUCUGCCGCCCUGAGGGGGGCCGCGGCGCCCGGCGGCCCCAGGCUCGUGAGGAGCCUGGCAAGGCCCGCCCGCCCCACAGGAACAGCGCUGACCUCUACUAGCCUGGCCCUUGCCUGCCCUGGCAGCAGCACCUUUUACUGAUGACCUUGUGCCACAGCACG